Messenger RNA from Mytilinidion resinicola, 938 nucleotides. RefSeq lists its product as uncharacterized. The record is from RefSeq and is a predicted model, not a curated record. Bases 75 to 938 code for a protein of 287 amino acids. Lineage: Eukaryota; Fungi; Ascomycota; Dothideomycetes; Mytilinidiales; Mytilinidiaceae. The transcript has 2 exons.
ACCAAUUAGACGGAGUUUCAAGCAUUUGAUUUUUCAUCCCCCAACGUUUUACGGCAAAAUCCACAGCCAAAGAUAUGUCAAGCCAUAAUUUCCCAUUCCUACCAGACAUGUCAAAUACAUUCGAGCCAGUAGACGAGGAGAUUGUAUCGCCCGAAGCUGCUGCUCGUAAAGGUGGAGCUGCUGCUCGUAGAGGUGGGGCUGCUGCUCGUAGAGGUGGGGCUGCUGCUCGUAGAGGUGGGACUGCUGCUCGUAGAGGUCAAACUCCAGGCGGAUCCGCUUUAGACCUAGCAGCUGUCGAUUUCGCAGCUGUGCUUGCGUCCAACAGACCAGUAUUGGCCAUGUUCAACAGUCAGGGACAGUUGCAUUACGACUCGUCUUCUCAAACCACUUCCAAUGGAAACGCGCCACACGUUCUCAUGUUCGACUCAGAUGUCCAAGUGAACGUUGGUAGUACCAACCCUUUCUCCCAGAAUCGCGCUCGAGCGGCUCGCCCACUUCCCGCUGCGCAACCAACCGCUCAACCCAUUCCAUACUCGAUGAGUGGUCCUCAGUUCGACGCUUCAUUUCCCGCUUUUUCAUCGUCCGCUCCACCUCAGCAACCCAACGUCUACUCCGGAGCAGAAGCUUCGUGGAGCACGAUGGAACCCGCAAUGUCUUACCAACAACUAAACCUCUCCACCAAACCAGAGCCAAUGUGGGGCCAAACAAAAAACAAGGCAUCUUACCAACCACCAGACGUCUUGUCCGGACUAGGAACUGCGUGGGACGCAACGGGAAACGCGGCAUUUUACCAACAAUCAGAUCUUUCCCCCGGACCAGGAACUUCGUGGGGCAAAGCAGGAAGCGCGCCAUCUUACCAAGUCCCUACUUUCGAUGUCUCAAAUUCAUGUGAUCACAACUUGGGUAUUUGCACUGGAUUCUGUGCCUCAUUUCUUUGA